AUAUAUAUAAGUUUUCCACAGGACGGGCAUACAAAGUUUGCCGAAACGUUCCUCAAAGUCUUUCCAAAUUCCCAACUCCAAACCGCCAUCUUGGAUCAUCCUGCUCUUCGCCCCCAAAACCAAAAGAUCUCUCUUUCCCUUUUUCCCUCUCUCUCGCUCUCUCUCUCCCCACACAUCACAUCUUCAUUCAAAAAAGCAACGACUGAAAACCCAAAUAUCACAAUAUACCCUCAACAAUCAUCAAUCGGGACGGCGAGGUCUUGCAGGGAUUUGGGCAUGAAGGGCAUGAGCACCCUCAAGUUCCAAAUCUUCGACUCCUUUCCGGCGUAGUAGGAGCCCCAGGUUUAUGAUGGCUAAGCGCGUUUACGAACUGUGGAAGGGAAGUAAUAAGUUCAUACUUGGUGGGCGGUUGAUAUUUGGCCCGGAUGCUAGGUCGCUGCUUGUCACAUUAUUACUGAUCAUUGUUCCUGUUAUUUUGUUCUGUGUAUUUGUUGCAAGGCAUCUCCGCCACCAAUUCUCAUCAUAUAAUGCUGGAUAUGCAGUUCUGGUGGCAGCAAUCAUCUUUACUAUCUAUGUGUUGGUGCUGCUGCUUAUCACUUCAGCUCGAGACCCAGGCAUAAUUCCACGCAAUUCCCAUCCUCCUGAGGACGAGUUCCGUUAUGAUGCUUCAGCAUCAGCUGAGGUUGCAGGGAGACAGACACCAAGCUUGCAAUUUCCUCGAACAAAAGAAGUUAUGGUUAAUGGAAUUCCUGUGAGGAUCAAGUAUUGUGACACGUGCAUGCUUUAUCGCCCUCCUCGUUGUUCACAUUGCUCCAUUUGUAACAAUUGUGUGGAACGUUUUGAUCACCACUGCCCUUGGGUGGGACAGUGUAUUGGACUGCGCAACUACCGUUUCUUCUUCCUGUUCGUUUCUUCUUCAACUCUUCUUUGCAUCUAUGUGUUUGCAAUGUCAGCUUUCUACAUUAAGGUGCUGAUGGAUGAACAUCAUGGCACAGUUUGGAAGGCAAUGAAAGAAUCGCCUGCGUCUGUGAUAUUAAUGGUCUAUUGUUUCAUUUCAUUGUGGUUUGUUGGUGGAUUAACUGGCUUCCAUUUGUACCUUAUAGGCACAAACCAGACUACAUAUGAGAAUUUCCGGUAUAGAGCUGACAACAGGAUCAAUGCUUUCAACCGCGGUUGUUUGAAUAAUUUCCUUGAAGUAUUUUGCUCUAAGAUAAAGCCCUCAAGGAAUGACUUUCGAGCCUACGUUCAAGAAGAGGUCCAAAGGCCUCCUUUGCCCUCAACCAGAGAAGCUGAUGUGGAGGAUUUAGGUGGGGAUCCACGUGCUAAAGUAGAAGAUGAUUUAGAUAUUGGUGGAGAUUUAUUGAAGAUAUCGCAGCGCCGUAACAUUGAAGAAAUUGAUGAGGAAAUCCGCAGUAGAGGGAGCAAUGGGCCUCAGCGUAAUUCAUCAGAGGCUGAUUCUGGUUUAGAUUCCGAAUUUCGGGCUCGGCUCUCGAGUUGGGGCAGAAUAAGUAGCAGCUGGGAAAUUGCACCAGAGACCUUGGCAAACUCCCGAGUCACCAAGAGCAGAAGCUAUGUCACUCCAAAGGAAGCAACCAGGUGACGAUAUCCUUGGUUAUUGUUGGUCGGUGUCAUCGUGACAUCAGUGUGUGAUGCAUGAAGUUCUUUUCUAGGCUUUGGGAUGAAGUUGCUGUUGAUUAGAAGAUCACAUUUUAUGCCAUUGGGAGUCAAUUUGGAUACCCUUUUAGGUAUAAAGCAUGUAUUACCAUUUCUGUAAGAAAUGUUAGCUCUUCAUUUCUUUGUCCAAAGCAAUGAAUAGGAAUGUGUGUGUAAUUGUUUGAGAAGAUAAAAGGGAUAGUUUCUAUUUUUGCCAGUUUCUUUUUUCUUUACAUUUUAUGACAUGUCAAUAUUGUAUGACACUCAACUAUUGUGGAUUGAAUCUUUAGUGCUGGCCUUAAUUCAUUCAAGAAA
Malania oleifera is the source of this 1968-nucleotide messenger RNA. RefSeq names its product protein S-acyltransferase 8-like. NCBI's taxonomy places the organism in Eukaryota, Viridiplantae, Streptophyta, Magnoliopsida, Santalales, Ximeniaceae. The record is from RefSeq and is a predicted model, not a curated record. Gene Ontology annotation, molecular function: protein-cysteine S-palmitoyltransferase activity. Gene Ontology annotation, biological process: protein targeting to membrane; peptidyl-L-cysteine S-palmitoylation. Gene Ontology annotation, cellular component: endoplasmic reticulum; Golgi apparatus.